GAGCCCACGGCGGAGGAGGCUGGAGGCAGAUCGUGAAGCGGAGGAGAAUGGGGAGCAUCACUGCCACCUGACUCGCACGGGGGGAGUUAGCGCGGCAACUGCGGCGGCAGUCUGAGCACUCCGGCUUAUCAAGGAGACUGGGGCGGACGGGGAGAGAGCUGCUGAGAUUAUGCACGGGGCAGAGAGCUCCUGUGGAUUCCCCAUCUUCGGCAGCAGCAGCAGCGAUAGCGCGGGGAGCGGGAGCCGCGGCUCUGCAGACGGCAGCGGCGCUAGCUGGAGCCGCAGCAAAGCAAAGAGCCCCGACUCCAAAGACACCUGUCUGCCCGGGGAUGAAGGUAGCAUUUACAGUCAGGGCGUAGCAGGGACCGGCCGUCCAUGUAGCCGCGCCGUUCAGCGUACCUGUAGCCAGAGCAGCCACGGCAGCCGCGCUGCGGGCGCGAAGGUGACCACGGCAGUGCGUCUGAGUGGAGUCGUAGUAGCAGCGGGGGGGGGCAGUGGCUCAGGACACUGAAUGACCAGUGUGGCUGAUGAAGGCCACCUGGAUCCGACUGCUGAAACGAGCCAAAGGAGGUCGCGUCAAGAGCUCCGAUGCCUGCGGUUCGGCCGACUCCUACACCAGCCGUCCAUCAGACUCCGAUGUGUCCCUGGAGGAAGAUAAGGAGGCAGUGCGCAGAGAGGCAGAGCGACAGGCUCAGGCUCAGCUUGACAAGGCCAAGACUAAACCAGUUGCAUUUGCUGUUCGCACAAAUGUCAACUACAGCCCGAGUCACGACGAUGACGUCCCCGUGCCAGGCAUGGCCAUCUCCUUUGAGGCGAAAGACUUCCUCCACGUUAAAGAGAAAUUCAACAAUGACUGGUGGAUAGGCCGCCUGGUUAAAGAAGGCUGUGAAAUCGGGUUCAUCCCCAGUCCGGUGAAGCUUGAAAACACUCGAAUCCUCCAGGAGCAGAGAGCCAAGCAGGGCAAGUUCCACUCCAGUAAACUUGGAGCAAACUCAUCAUCGAGCUUAGGUGAAGUUGUUCCUAACUCUCGGAAAUCUACUCCUCCUUCGUCUGCCAUUGACAUAGACGCCACAGGCUUAGACCCAGAGGACAAUGAGGUUCCGGUCAACCUGCGCUCCCCUAAAGCCAGUCCAAACACUGUCAUGUCACCCCUAGCAAAAGAGAAACGAAUGCCCUUCUUUAAGAAGACGGAACACAUUCCUCCGUACGACGUUGUGCCUUCCAUGCGGCCCGUGGUUCUGGUGGGACCGUCACUUAAGGGCUACGAGGUGACAGACAUGAUGCAAAAAGCACUGUUUGACUUUUUGAAACACCGAUUCGAGGGAAGGAUAUCCAUCACUCGAGUCACGGCAGACAUCUCUCUCGCCAAACGCUCAGUCCUCAACAAUCCCAGCAAGCACGCCAUCAUCGAGCGCUCCAACACGCGCUCAAACCUGGCUGAGGUUCAGAGUGAGAUCGAGCGGAUUUUCGAACUUGCUCGGACGCUCCAGCUGGUUGUUCUGGAUGCGGACACCAUCAACCACCCGUCGCAGCUGGGCAAGACGUCGCUCGCUCCCAUCAUCGUCUACGUCAAGAUCACCUCCCCCAAGGUGCUGCAGCGGCUCAUCAAGUCUCGAGGAAAGUCUCAGGCCAAACACCUCAACGUCCAGAUGGUGGCCGCCGACAAGCUGGCCCAGUGCCCCCCUGAGAUGUUCGACAUCAUCCUGGACGAGAACCAGCUGGAGGACGCCUGUGAGCAUAUGGCCGAUUACCUGGAGGCCUACUGGAAAAGCACCCACCCCACCAGCUGCAACCCCCCCAACCCCGUGCUAACCAAGCUGCCCGCGGCCGCCCUGCCCUCCAGCCCGGCCCCGGCCGCCGGCGUCCAGGGAAACAGUGCGGAGCAGAAAGGAGAGAAAGCGCUGGUGGAGAGGAAAGGCUCCAAAGAGGACUACCAGCACCAUCACCACCACCACCACCACCACCACCACCACCAGAGCCUGGACCAGGCCGACGCCGACGCCGACCUGGAGGGGCCGGGCAACGAGGAGGAGAGACCCCUCCGAACAGAGUCUUCCAGGAGAGCGCAGCACGUCCACCACCGGUCGUCUUCCACCAGGACUGAGCACCACAACCACCACCACCACCACCACCACCACAGCAGCCGGGCGCGGGGGCUCUCCCGGCAGGAGACGCUGGACUCCGAGACCCCCGAGAGCCGCGAGAGCAAGGACUCGGCGUACAUCGAGCCGCGCGCCCAGCUCCUCCACCAGGAGGAGGAGGAGGAGGAGGAGCAGGAGGAGGAGGAUGAAGAGGAGGACGAGGACGUAGGGGAGGGGCACCCCCAGCAGCAGCAGCGCUACGAACCACUGCCCCACCGGGACCACAACCACCACCACCACCACCACCACCACCGCAGCGGCGGCGGCGGCGGCGCGGCGGACGAGGCCGGCCACGGUCAGGGACACCACCGCUCCAAGGAGCGCGAGCAGGACCACAACGAGCGCAACAAGCAGCGCUCGCACCACCACCACCGGCCGGCGCGCGACCACCACCACCACCACCACUACUACGACCGGGACCGGGACCGGGAGCGGGACCGGGAGGGGGAGGUGGCCCCCAAGAAGAGGGGCGAGGCGGGAGAGUGGGCCAGGGACUCCUACAUCCACCAGUGACAGACCAAAACCCCGCCGCCCCUCCCCCGCCCCCGCCCCCGCCCCCGCCCACCCGGACUCCUUCUGUUCUCCCAUCGUGCUGCUACACCCCCCCCCCCCCCACCCGAACCCACAGCAUCCUAUUUAUGUACACUUCUUUGUAAAUGCUGUUGCAUCUUUUUUCAAUGGCGGGAUUUUUGAUUACAUAGAUACAAAUAUAAAUAUAUAAAUAUAUGUAUGUGUGUAUCUAUGCAUAGACGUUGUUUAUGUGUGGAUAUGCAUGGAUAUUCUCAAAAUAUAUGCAUAUUUUAAACCUGUGUUUGAUAAAGCAUGACACAAAAGCAGAAUUUUUUUCUGUACUGAGCUGUGCUUUCUGUGAUUAGCAUUAUAAUUUUUACUAUUAUUAUUAUUAUUAUGAUUAUUAUUAUUAAUAUUAUUGAUUUUUAUUGCUUGCUACCACUUGAAUUUUUUUUGUUCUUCAGACUACUGUGACGGUUGACUGCAGGGGACGACCACAAAACAUAGCUUGAUGCUGUAUUUGCAGAACAGUGUGGCGGUUUGGGAAAUCCACGCGUUGCUCUGUAUGAGGCACAAUGAGCUGGAAGCAAAUCCCCCACUUCUAAAUCUGACAAUGUUCCGGUUUAGCUGCUGUUUUAGAGCUGAGAUGGUUUCGUGUGAGGAAGUGGAGUUUUUUAAUGCUGCUCCUGAUGUUUUGUCCAAACUUGAAAUGAAAACAGCAGCUUUAAUCUAAAACUUUAAUCACUAGGAUAAAAUUAAAAACAGUUUGAUUAAAAAAUUCAAGUUUAAAAAAAAAAUUUUAGAAGUAAAAGUGAAAAACAGACACUCAAACUCUCUCAGAGUCUUAAAGUAGAAGGAUGUUACUUCUUUUCUCUAUUUCCUGAGCCAGUUUCAAACAUUCCUCUUUAAUAACACGGUGGAUAAUGAAUGUGCUGCUGCUGGACGUUCGCUCCACCGUCUGUUUGUUCUGGUUCUCGUUCAGACAUGUGGCACAAACUGACAUGGUUUCUGGCUUUUUUCUGUGUUUAGGUUGAAAUCAGGGUCGAUGGUGAGAAGACAGAUUUGGGGCAAAAAAUAUGCACAGACAUCGAAAAACGAGAAGUUAUACGGUAAAGCCCUUAGACGUUUCUUUAAAAAGUCAGAAGAUGAUGUUAAAAAUUGGCUCCACAAGUCAAAUAUAGACACCUUAGAAAUCUUAAGACUGAAGAAGCUCGAGGCGGGACGCUGCAAUUGGAUCUGACACCGAUAAAAGGAGCUUCAUCUGGAUGAAAACAUGAAUAAAUUAAGAAAUACUGGGACUAACCUGAUCUCCCUCUUCUGAUAGGAAUGCAGUGUGAGAGCGUCGCCUGCUUCAAACCGAACCCGUGUGUUUCCCAAACUGCCCGUCAACUCCUCUUUACUUUUCUACUCAUCAAUUUACUGCUUUGUUCUUUUUUUUUUUUUUUUUGUUAAAUUCUAAAUCCAUGGUUUUUAGUUUUGGACAUAUUUAUGCCUCUUUCGAGGCGCACCUUAGUCUUGCCUUACAAGACAAAACGAAACGAGUUCAACAGUAACUUCCUCUCUUACAUGCAGUACUGUUCUUUGUAUGGGUCCAGAAACAUUUUAUAACAUUGGUACACCCUUUUUUCUGCACUUUUACUGACUCACGCUGGUUUCAAGUGAAAGCAAAUUUGAUAUGACACUGCGAUUUAAUGUACAUCCGCCGAC
Messenger RNA from Salarias fasciatus (jewelled blenny), 4358 nucleotides. It is a transcript of the gene cacnb2a, whose product is annotated as calcium channel, voltage-dependent, beta 2a. The record is from RefSeq and is a predicted model, not a curated record. Gene Ontology annotation, cellular component: voltage-gated calcium channel complex. Gene Ontology annotation, biological process: calcium ion transmembrane transport. Bases 528 to 2654 code for a protein of 708 amino acids. Gene Ontology annotation, molecular function: voltage-gated calcium channel activity; protein binding. The transcript is spliced from 13 exons. NCBI's taxonomy places the organism in Eukaryota, Metazoa, Chordata, Actinopteri, Blenniiformes, Blenniidae.